UCGAGAUGGCCCGUACGAAGCAAACCGCAAGAAAAUCCACUGGCGGAAAGGCACCGCGUAAGCAACUUGCCACAAAAGCGGCACGUAAAAGUGCACCCGCUACUGGUGGCGUAAAAAAACCUCAUCGUUACCGUCCAGGUACCGUAGCUCUUCGUGAGAUCCGUCGUUAUCAGAAAAGUACCGAGCUGUUGAUUCGCAAACUUCCUUUCCAAAGGUUAGUGCGCGAAAUUGCCCAAGACUUCAAGACCGAUCUCCGUUUCCAGAGCUCCGCCGUGAUGGCCCUUCAAGAAGCUAGCGAAGCUUAUCUGGUCGGUCUAUUCGAAGAUACAAAUUUAUGUGCCAUUCACGCCAAGAGAGUAACCAUUAUGCCGAAGGACAUUCAACUUGCUCGACGUAUCCGUGGCGAACGUGCUUAAGCAUCUUUUUCACAAAGUUUAAAAUCGGUUCUUUUCAGAACCACAACUUUUUUUUUUACAUUUAUACAAUUGAUUGAUUUCUUAUAAGGUAUCCCAAAUUAAAGAUCCGAUAUCAAUAGUGCAAUAUAACCUUACUUAAUUUCUUCCAACAAAAUGCGUUACGAAUUUCAAUUUUGAUUAUGGAUUUUCCAUCAGUCUUUUGAUAUCCUCUAUAUCUUGGCGCAAUAGCUUAUUUUAAGCUGGAAGCAAAUUAUGCCGUCUUAUUUCCAAUUCGAUCAUUCAACUGCAAAAGAUUCUGAUGACCAGCAUUAGAGAGAAGCGAUACCGUGAUUUCUAGAUCACGUUGUGAAACGUGAACGUUACUUUAUGAUAUCAGUGAAAUUAAAGCGUGACGUGAUCACUGUUUAGGUUGCUUGUU
Molecule: messenger RNA, 834 nt
Organism: Harmonia axyridis
Lineage: Eukaryota; Metazoa; Arthropoda; Insecta; Coleoptera; Coccinellidae
Product: histone H3
Exons: 1
Coding region: 6-416 (136 amino acids)
Cellular component (GO): nucleosome
Molecular function (GO): DNA binding; protein heterodimerization activity; structural constituent of chromatin
Source: RefSeq, a predicted model, not a curated record